CCUCUGAGCUUCCGCGGGACUCGAGUCCGACCGACCGUCGAGGCAGCAUCCGCGUCUCUCUGCCGCGUUUCGGCUUCUUCCUCACAGUGCAGAGGAGCGAGCUCUUGCAUCUCACGCGCGGCCGCCGCUGGGGCUAGGAGCAAGGGACACCGAGGGCGACUGACCUCCGAGUCCGAACGCAGCCCCUUUUCCCGUCGUCCGAACCGCCAUGACCCACUUCAACAAGGGCCCUUCCUACGGGCUCUCCGCUGAGGUCAAGAACAAGAUCGCAUCCAAGUAUGAUCAGCAGGCAGAGGAGGAUCUGCGCAACUGGAUAGAGGAGGUGACAGGCAUGGGCAUCGGCACCAACUUUCAGCUGGGCCUGAAGGACGGCAUCAUCCUCUGCGAACUCAUCAACAAGUUGCAGCCAGGCUCUGUGAAGAAAGUCAAUGAGUCCUCACUGAACUGGCCCCAGCUGGAGAAUAUUGGCAACUUUAUUAAAGCUAUUCAGGCUUAUGGCAUGAAGCCCCACGACAUAUUUGAAGCAAAUGAUCUAUUUGAGAAUGGCAACAUGACCCAAGUUCAGACUACGCUGGUGGCUCUAGCAGGUCUGGCGAAAACCAAAGGAUUCCAUACAACCAUCGACAUUGGAGUUAAGUAUGCAGAAAAACAAACAAGACGUUUUGAUGAAGGCAAGUUAAAGGCUGGACAAAGUGUAAUUGGCUUGCAGAUGGGAACCAACAAAUGUGCCAGCCAGGCGGGUAUGACAGCCUAUGGGACUAGGAGGCACCUUUAUGAUCCCAAAAUGCAGACUGACAAGCCCUUUGACCAGACCACGAUUAGUCUGCAGAUGGGCACCAACAAAGGAGCCAGCCAGGCUGGGAUGUUAGCACCGGGUACCAGAAGAGACAUCUACGACCAGAAGCUCACAUUACAGCCGGUGGACAACUCGACCAUUUCUCUACAGAUGGGUACCAACAAAGUGGCUUCCCAGAAAGGAAUGAGCGUGUAUGGGCUUGGGCGGCAAGUGUAUGACCCCAAGUACUGUGCCGCCCCCACAGAGCCUGUCAUUCACAACGGAAGCCAGGGCACAGGAACGAAUGGGUCGGAAAUCAGCGAUAGUGACUACCAGGCAGAGUACCCGGAUGACUAUCACGGCGAGUACCCCGAUGACUAUCCUCGAGAAUACCAAUAUGGCGACGACCAGGGCAUCGAUUAUUAGUCGCACACAGGAGCGCAGUAUUUAGUCCAUUGUUUGUAUCCAGUGAGACCCAAGCUAGCCUUGAGUAAUUCUUAUCUCGUCUUCCUAAAACACUAUUAUGCUUAUUGUACCUUUAAAAAAAAAAAAGCCUUACAUACAUUCCUUUUUCUUUUUCUGCCUCCUCCCUUAAUAGUUGCCUUUUAGUGCUGUAACAAUUAAAUCCUACAGCAUAACUAAUAACCUGCGUGGGAAGUAAAAAGGAAUGCUGUGAAAGGCAGCCAGUUCUCUUAUUGAAGAUCUAUGCCUUUUUUUUUUUUUUUUUUUUUUUUACAGUCUUACACUUAAACUGGUAUUUUCAAACACUAGAAAAACUAUUUUUUCUUUUUACAGUUUAGUGUGUAUCUGGCUUGUACAUGGAAGACUAAAAUGUUGAUUUUUUUUUUUUCCUCCUAUAUGUGGUCUUUGCCAACUGAAUCUAAGAUGCAGCGUUUAGAACCUGACACAUGGAUGCUUUUCUGCAGUAUUGUCUGCUAAGUUUUAAAUAAAGUCACGAUCAGUGUGCAUUUGUGAU
Molecule: messenger RNA, 1751 nt
Organism: Acomys russatus (golden spiny mouse)
Lineage: Eukaryota; Metazoa; Chordata; Mammalia; Rodentia; Muridae
Gene: Cnn3
Product: calponin 3
Exons: 6
Coding region: 209-1201 (330 amino acids)
Biological process (GO): actomyosin structure organization
Molecular function (GO): actin binding
Source: RefSeq, a predicted model, not a curated record